Fraxinus pennsylvanica is the source of this 1458-nucleotide messenger RNA. The record is from the annotation of a GenBank genome assembly. Lineage: Eukaryota; Viridiplantae; Streptophyta; Magnoliopsida; Lamiales; Oleaceae.
AUGAAUCAGCUACAUGUUUUCUUCUUCCCUUAUUUGGCUCAUGGCCAUAUGAUUCCAACCCUAGAAAUGGCCAAGCUUUUCGCUUCUCGGGGUGUGCAGGCAACUAUGAUUGUCACUCCUGGAUUCGUAGAACCAGUAGAAAAUGCCAGGAAAUCAGGGUUCAAUAUUGGGAUUCAUGUGAUAAAAUUUCCGCCGGAAGAAUCCGGAUUGCCUGAUGGGAUCACGAGUGCUGAUCAAAUAAAAUCUGAUGAUAUGUUUCCCAAGUUCGUAAAAUCCAUGGAAUUGCUUCAAGAACCUGUUGAAAAACUCCUGGAAGAAUUCCGUCCAGAUUGUCUUGUUGCAGACAUGUUCUUUCCCUGGGCUACUGAUACCGCAGCGAAAUUUGAUAUCCCAAGAUUGCUCUUCCAUGGAACAAGCUUUCUGGCUUUGUGUACUUCACAACAUAUGAGGAUCUACAAGCCCUACAAGAAUGUAUCCUCUGAUUCGGAGGAGUUCGUGUUGCCCAAUCUUCCACAUCAGCUGAAGUUUACAAGAACACAGGUGCCUGAUUUUGCUCGAGAAGAAAUUGUAAAUGAAAUAACAAAGUUGUUGACCAAAGUAUAUGAAUCAGAGACCAGAAGCUAUGGAGUUCUUUUUAACAGCUUCUACGAGCUGGAACCUGAUUAUGCCGAUCAUUACAGGAAAGUUUUGAGAAGAAAUGCAUGGCAUAUAGGCCCACUUUUGCUAUGCAAUAAGGAAGGAGAAGAUUUUAAAGCACAGAGAGGAAAAGAAUCCGCCAUUGAUGAACACGAAUGCUUGGAAUGGCUUAAUUCCAAGGAACCAAAUUCUGUAGUUUACAUCUGUUUUGGAAGUAUCGCAACCUUUACUGCUAAACAAUUAUAUGAAAUUGCAAAGGGUCUUGAAAUCUCUGGGCAGAAAUUCAUUUGGGUAGUUAGAGAAGGCAAGAACCAAGAUGAAAACGAAAACUGGCUGCCAGAAGGAUUUGAGGAAAGAACAAAAGAUAAAGGACUGAUCAUUAGAGGGUGGGCACCCCAACUUUUGAUUCUUGAAAACAAAGCAAUAGGGGGUUUUGUAACCCAUUGUGGAUGGAAUUCGACGCUUGAAGGGGUGUGUUCAGGGGUGCCUAUGGUGACAUGGCCAGUCUUUGCAGAGCAGUUUUACAAUGAGAAAUUGGUGACAGAAGUUUUGAGAAUUGGAGUUUCUGUUGGAAGUAAGCAAUGGAAGAGAGUGGCUAGUGAAGGCGUAGAAAGGGAAGCCAUAGCGUUGGGGAUUCGGAAAAUCAUGGAAGGAGAAGAAGGUGCAGAAAUGAGAAGACGAGCUCAAGAAUGUAAAGAGCAGGCAAGAAAAGCUGUUGAAGAAGACGGAUCUUCUUACACUGAUUUGAGUGCUUUGCUUCAAGAAUUGAAUACAUAUCGUCUUGGUGUCAACACCUUGAAGUUUAACAAUUGUUCUAUCUAA